CGUAUUCACGUAUCCCAGUUACGCCGAAUUCGGCUUGUAGAAGCUAAGGAGCUACGCUGGCGGCAGUAAAGAACCAUCGCUGAGACCCUGGGAGCCCGGAACCGCCUGAGCUGGCUGAUUGUUCAUUCAUUGGCCGGGCUGGGAGGGAUGGCUGCUGUGCUGGCAGGAAUGGCGUGUGUGUAGGAGCCUGGGGCAGGCUAUUGGGUAAAGUUAUCAGUCAGGUAUCAAUAUAUUGCCCAGACUGCCUGAUCAAUAAUAAUAUUAAUUCAUAUUAUCAGCAGUAAGGGAAUGCUCACAGCCCUGGAUGGUGAACUCAGAGUCAUUCUGUGAGUGCUGGGUGUGGGAGUUAUAGUAUCAGUCAGGGAUCAAUAUAUUGCACAGACUGGCUGAUCAAUAAUAUUAUUAAUUCAUAUUAUCAGCAGUAAGGGAAUGCUCACAGCCCUGGAUGGUAAACUUAGUCAUUCUGUGAGUGCUGGGUGUGGGAGUUAUUAUAAUUUUAGUCUGGGAGUUACAUUAUCAUUGAUAUAAUCACCCAUAGCCCUGGUGAGUGGCACAGUGUCAGGUUGGGACACAGUGGGGUACUGGGCUCUUAUUGUAUGCAGUUGACUUGACCAGGCUGUAAUCUUGUCCCCUUGAUUUGGGGAUAAUGUGGGCGAAGGCUGUGAGUGUGUGUUUGCUGGCUUUUGCAUGUGGUUUGGUCCACCGCCUGUAUCCUGGCAUCACUGAGGACACUCUGAGCUACCUCUCGGACUCUGUAAAAAGCCUUCCCUGUUUGAAGUUUUCCUCCUCUCCGAGCUUUGAAGAAGGCCUCUCAUCUGCAUGGGACAGUCUCAUAGUGGAACCCAGAAAGCAAUGGGGGAAGGUGGCCAUAGGGGUGAACGCCUGUGUGGAUGUAGUACUUUCUGGGGUGAGUUUGUUGCAGGCGUUGGGUUUAAGCCCCCAGUCCGCAGGUGAUCAUGCAGUCCUGAACAAUCUGGAAGAGCUUGCCAGUACCUUCAUGCACUAUAUGCAGCGAGGGGCGGCUGCCGAGCGGUUCUAUAGUGAUGCCGUCAGCUUCCAGCACAUUUCCAGCACUGCCUCCAAGAAUCCUGCGGCCCAGCACUUUGUAGGGGGUAAUGCAGCUCUCAUCGCUCAGAGAAUGGCAGCACACCCAGGCAUGGAGGUACUUCUUUGUGGUCCAAUUGGCCCCAAACUUCAUGAACUGCUGGAUGAGCGAGUCUUGGUGCCCUCCGCAUCCUUGCAGGAACAGGACGAGUUUCAUUUGAUAUUGGAGUACAAAGCAGGAGAAAACUGGGGAUCUAGCCGUGCUCCAACCGCCAACAGGUUUAUCUUCUCCCAUGACCUGUCCAAUGGAGCAAUGACAUCACUAGAGGUCCUUCUAGCCAGCCUGGAAGAGUUCCAGCCAAACUUACUGGUCUUGUCUGGGCUCCAUAUGAUGGAAGGUCUAAGCCGUGAGAACAGGGAAACCAGGUUAAAAGAAGCUGCAUCAUCUAUUUCAGACAUUCCUUCUGAUAUCAUCAUUCACCUUGAAUUGGCCAGUAUGACUGAUGGUGACCUGAUGAGAGGCAUUAUCUACCAGCAGGUCUUCCCACUGAUCAGUUCUUUGGGACUCAACGAACAGGAACUUCUGUUUCUUAGCCAGUCUGCUGCCGGCCCUCAUUCUUCCCUGCAAGCGUGGUCCGGAAUCCCAGAUGUUGGAAUGGUCAGUGACAUUAUAUUCUGGAUCCUUCAAGGGUAUCACCAAGGAGCCUCCACCCUGACACGGGUUCACUUUCACACUUUGGCUUACCACAUUCUGGCCACCAUUGAUGGGUUCUGGGCCAAUCAAGUAUCUGCAGUAGCUGCUGGUGCCAGAGUUGCUGGUGCCCAGGCUUGUGCAAGUGAAACUAUUGAUCCAGCUAGAGUGAUGUUGAAGAGCCCGCUUGAGUUUUCCUCCUCUCGAGCUGAAGAGGGCAGCACUAUUAAGGUGACUGCGAAGGAACCCGUAGCCACAUGGAAAAGAGGAGAUAUCACCUUUUACUUCACACCUGUUCUUAUCUGCAAGCAGCCUGUUAGGACAGUGGGUCUAGGUGAUGCUAUUUCUGCAGAGGGACUCUUGUUCUCAGAGGCAUUGUCAAUGUGAGGUUUCUCUCUAGUGCUUAUAUGGGCAUAGCUGCAGUUGUCGUCAUGAGUCUGGGUCAAAUGGGUAUUCGAGAGCAACUCCAAGCAACCGUCGCAUCAUAUUUUAGAAUCCUUGUGUUGUGAAUUAAGGUUGAAUUCUAGACUUUUGUGCAGGUAUCUCAAUUUAAAUGCCUCUACAACAGUGUGUUUUGGAAGGCUGAUCCCGUGCUACUACUUAAUUGCCGUUUACUUUCCGGGUUUUCAAUUUUUUUUUCCAAUUUUUUUUAUAAAUAACAUGUUACCAACUAACUCUGCCUCUAACUAAGCAUUAUCUUAUCACCCUAAAUCCUUGUGGAGCCUGCUGAACUUGACCUAGGAGUAAUAUAUCGCAACUGCACCUGUGCAACACAACAUCCCCUUCUGUUUCUACAGAAUUUUAGGGAAGCCAAUGCAUCCAAUAGAGUUUUGCAUCCUUGACUUAUUCACUGCCAGAGGUGAACAGUGCAUUACCAUAUAAAGCUUGGCUUACCUAUUUGAUACUAAAGACGUUAACAAUGUAAUGACGCAUUUAGAAGUUGUGAAGGAAAUAGCGUUUUAAUGAAAGUUGUUCUUUUUAUAGCCUCGCGUUUCUAUGUUGUAUUUCAGUUAUAAGUUACAGCAGAAUUGUGAUUUUGCUUGACAUCUCUCCAGCAAGAAAUUGGGGUUAACAGUCUGUGUCCCACCUCCUAUUGUUUAUGAAUAUUUUACCUCUGGUGGGUACCGGACUGCGCUCCUGUAUGGGGUCAGCACUGAAAUCAUUCCAUAAUUAAUUUCUUGAGCAGUAAAGAUGUCUUAGUUUUUCAUCAAGGGAAUAGUUACAUAUAUACAUAUAAAAUACUAAAUGAUCCGUUCUCCUUAAUAUGGACUAUAUUUAUUUAAAAUGGCAAACUAUGAGAUCUGCCUGAUUUACUUUCUACUGCGGCACAAAGCAUUGCAUUUCGAUUGGUUGUCAGUAAUUUGUUUGGCAGCCAAUCAAAAUAAAGCUGGUGUUAAAAUCAUGUAACUGACGGCAGCUUUUGAUAUGCGGUGAAGUGCAGAGAUAAUGUUACAUUAAAAGUAAAAAUAGGCAUGUUUCGACAUACUUUUCAUUACUUUCAGAUAAACUGGACUUGAUGUGUUGCUAUUCUUUUCAAAUGCUACUAAGCUUUAAAACUAGUAUUUUGUCUUCUUAUUGAAUCAGCAGCUAUUUUUACAAUGCUUCUCAGGUCAUGGAACAUGAAAUUCAAUUUCUUAAAGCCCAUGCUGUGUUCACCCAACCCCCCAAUUCUUUAUAAUUCAAUAUAAGGUUAUAGCAGGUCAUUGCUGUUACAAUGAUUUUUAUAGCGCCAACUUAUUCCACAGGGCGGUACAGUAGAUAAAGAAAUACAAACGAUUAAUUCCAACAAAACACGUUUGGACAUAUGAGAACAGUAAGUGAAGAGGGCUCUGCCCAAAGGAGCUUACAAUAAGAAUAUUGUUCCCACGCUGAGAGACAUUUUGGAGUUAUUUACUGAAACUGAAUCGUGGAGAAUUGACGAGGCAUUUGCAAGUUUUAAAUAGUGCAGAGGAUUUUUCAAGUUUGGUUAUUUGCACCUAAAAUUGAAACUUCCCUGUCAAUUCUUCACCAUUCCCAAUUUAGUGAAUUCGGUUUUAUUUGUUUUUUUUUCAUUGGGAUUGCUCUAAAUAGUGAGUCUUUUCAGCCAGUGUCUGAAGGAAUGAGAUCUGAUAUUCCAAGAUUAUUUUGAUUCCCAUAUACGUUAAAAAUGUCUGCACUUUUGUUUUGAUAAACGUAAUGCUAUUUUUAAAGUUUCAGUACGCCUGUGAAUUAUUAACCUGUCUUCCCCUGAUUGCCUGUUACACACUUCCUAGUGUUUAAUAUUCCGAUUCUAACCUCUCAGACAUACAUUCCCGGCAUUUACUCUCUUUUUAUAGAUCACAAACUUUUACCUUUUUUUUGUUUUUGUGAAACAUUUAUUACAAAAAAAAAAUUAUUGUGGAGGACCAAAAAAGUUUGCUUAAAAUAUAUCCUUACCCAUUAUUUUAGUAUUUUAUUUUAUUUUCUGGGGGUAGAAUUAUAGAGAGAAUUCUUUUUUUUUUUAAUCUUUGCACUUCUUUCAAGAAUAAUUAGGUCAUUUAUUUACUCAAAAUUUGGUGUUAUAUGCAGUACUUUUUACCAAAAACCUUUUGGUGAACUAUUUAUAUUUAUUAUUAGAAGUGCUACGUGAUAAAUCCUAGGUAUAGCAAGUGGGUAAAAUUGUCGUUUCUAGAGCCGUGCCCACAAUUGUUUACUGUAGUGGUUAUGGUUCUAAGAGAUGUGGGUGCUGACGUUUAGGAUUUUGUCUGUUUCAAUGGUUGGACCAAAUCCUGAGAAGUCCCCAGCAGUCUCAUUCUGGGGUGAUCUAACUUUCUCAUUAAUUGUACAAACCAGAGGCCAAAUUGCACUAUACCUCAUUGCUCCGAGGAAGUUGGAUUUCACCAGGGUCAUGUUACACAGUAAGUAGGUGGAAUUCUUUUUUUCAAAGCCAGACGAAAAUGGCUUGACAAUAGCCAGACUGCACCAAAGACCGUACCAUAAGCUAAAGCGUUAUGAUGUUUGGAGUGUCCUUUUAAACGCAGCAAUUUCAGAUGGUUAAAUGCUUCCCAUAAAGCAGUCAUUUCUGGUUUUUAGUCCCUCUUUUAUCACUUAAUAUAGACAAAGUGUUCGCUAGCCGAGCACUCCUAACUUCUUCAUUCUGGCAAAUGACAUUUCUAGAUGAUAACUCCCUCUUCGUGACCUUUUAAUCUGUCUGUUUAAUCACUGGAAAACGUUGCGUUUUUGUAAUAUAUUUGUGAACAAUGCUUUGUAACU
Pelobates fuscus (common spadefoot toad) is the source of this 4966-nucleotide messenger RNA. It is a transcript of the gene ADPGK, whose product is annotated as ADP dependent glucokinase. The record is from RefSeq and is a predicted model, not a curated record. Gene Ontology annotation, molecular function: ADP-specific glucokinase activity. The transcript has 7 exons. Lineage: Eukaryota; Metazoa; Chordata; Amphibia; Anura; Pelobatidae. Gene Ontology annotation, biological process: glucose metabolic process. Gene Ontology annotation, cellular component: endoplasmic reticulum. Bases 647 to 2122 code for a protein of 491 amino acids.